This is a messenger RNA of Cucurbita moschata (crookneck pumpkin), 902 nucleotides long. Its product is annotated as calmodulin. Bases 177 to 626 code for a protein of 149 amino acids. Gene Ontology annotation, molecular function: calcium ion binding; enzyme regulator activity. The transcript is spliced from 2 exons. NCBI's taxonomy places the organism in Eukaryota, Viridiplantae, Streptophyta, Magnoliopsida, Cucurbitales, Cucurbitaceae. The record is from RefSeq and is a predicted model, not a curated record.
UCUCCUCCGUCCUUACACUUAUACAGAGUUUGCUCUCUUCUUCUUGUUCUUUGUUUUUCUUCUCCGGCCGGUGACCGCCGAUCUUCUCUCUAGAUUUCCUUGUUUCAGACUUUUUCUGAAUCAUUUUCUUGUAGAUAAAGACUUCUGCAUACGAUUAUCUUCUCGAGUGAUCAGCAAUGGCGGAUCAACUCACCGACGAUCAGAUCUCUGAGUUCAAGGAGGCCUUCAGCUUGUUCGACAAGGAUGGCGACGGUUGUAUCACAACCAAGGAGCUUGGUACUGUUAUGAGGUCACUAGGUCAGAAUCCAACCGAAGCGGAGCUUCAGGACAUGAUUAAUGAGGUCGAUGCUGAUGGCAAUGGAACAAUCGACUUUCCCGAGUUCCUAAACCUCAUGGCUAGGAAGAUGAAGGAUACGGAUUCCGAGGAGGAGUUGAAAGAGGCAUUCCGAGUCUUCGAUAAGGACCAGAAUGGCUUCAUCUCCGCUGCUGAGCUCCGCCAUGUGAUGACCAAUCUCGGCGAGAAACUGACCGAGGAGGAGGUCGAUGAGAUGAUCAGAGAGGCCGAUGUGGAUGGCGAUGGCCAGAUUAACUACGACGAAUUCGUCAAGGUCAUGAUGGCCAAGUGAGAAUCAUGAUGCCCCCCCUUCUACUAUCACCAGAAUUCAAUGAUAAUAAUUCUACUCAAAAAGCAAAAAAAAAAUCGAGGGUUGGUUUACUUUAUAACUGGAUUCUCCUGAUUUUCCCUUUGAUUCCCGUCCAUCAGUCUUCAUCGUCAGUUUAAAAAUUGGGGUUUUGUUUUAUACAAAAUCCUUAUUAGGAAAAUAGUUGUCUCUGCUUUGUUUGUGACGUCUUCAAUUUGAAUGUAUCAUUUGACAAGAAAAGUGUCUUCGCUGUUCCUCUUC